Molecule: messenger RNA, 784 nt
Organism: Prorocentrum cordatum
Lineage: Eukaryota; Dinophyceae; Prorocentrales; Prorocentraceae
Source: the annotation of a GenBank genome assembly
ACGUUGCGCUUUCAGCACUACUGGGGGCCAGAGUGCAUCCCAGCCCUGUUCACCGCCAGAGCCCGUGCAGUCGACAAGAAGGCGCCCGUGACCCAGCUCUACGCGCACUGGGGGCGGGCGUGCGCGCUGGACCCGCGCGGCGACCUGCUGGUCUGCUCUGCGGAGGGCGCCCCAGAGCACGCCUCCGAGGACGCUGGCUUCCGCGUGCGGUGCGCCUGCUGGAGCCCUUGCGGCGGCUUCCUGCUGCUGGGGGACGACCUCGGGCGGAUUAGGCUGUUCCACCUGCCGUCGCAGUGCGACGUCUGGUCGCACAGCGCCGCGGAGGCUCACGGCAGCGGGGGCGGCCCGGUCCCCGUCUUCGCGGAGGCGUCCUGCUUCGAGGAGCCCCCCGCGGCGAGCGCGGGCGGCGCGGCGGCCGUGACGCUGCUGGUGCUGCAGGCGCACGGCGCGCUCCUGAGGCUGCGCGGCCUGGCCCUGGCGCCGCUGGACGCCGCCCUCCGGGCCGCGGCGGCGGAGGGCCACGACGCUCGUCUCGCGGUCGAAGGCUUCGCCAAAGGCGUCUCCGCCUCGACGCACGCCGUCCCCGAGGACACGCGCCGCUUCUGCGUGGCACCGGCCGCGCCCGACGCGCGGUGCCUGACGGUCUACACGUGCGGCACGCAGGAGAUCCGCGUCCACGGCCUCGCCGGCGGCGCGCUGUCGCCGCUCGACGCCGCCGAGCUGCCGGUCUUCGCGGGGAGCGGGGCCGCCUGCGCGGAGGACGGCGCGGAGGGCCCGCAGAGAC